Colletotrichum gloeosporioides is the source of this 306-nucleotide messenger RNA. RefSeq lists its product as uncharacterized. The transcript has a single exon. The coding region runs from base 1 to 306 and encodes 101 amino acids. The record is from RefSeq and is a predicted model, not a curated record. Lineage: Eukaryota; Fungi; Ascomycota; Sordariomycetes; Glomerellales; Glomerellaceae.
AUGCCGCCACAUUUCGCAGCCGCCGCAGGCACUACAGCUCUUCGCGAGUCCUACACACGCAUAUUCUCUAGCAUCCAACUGGUCAUCAAGUUUUCUAUUGAUGAGAUCGUUGUCAUGUCCCAAGAUUGGGCAUUUGCAAGAACUACAGCUGAGGGAACCAAGACGAUGCUGGCGACACAGGAGUCAGAGGAGCAUGCCAAUCAGGAGCUCUUCAUCAUGAAGAAGGAGGGCGGGAGCUGGAAGAUUGCGAGAUACGCCUUCUCUACAAUGAAGCCUCUGGUCCAAAAUGGUAUCAGAAGGAGCUAG